Molecule: messenger RNA, 1296 nt
Organism: Chaetomium fimeti
Lineage: Eukaryota; Fungi; Ascomycota; Sordariomycetes; Sordariales; Chaetomiaceae
Product: ubiquitin-conjugating enzyme/RWD-like protein
Exons: 4
Coding region: 459-914 (151 amino acids)
Biological process (GO): DNA repair; proteasome-mediated ubiquitin-dependent protein catabolic process; protein polyubiquitination
Cellular component (GO): HULC complex
Molecular function (GO): ubiquitin conjugating enzyme activity
Source: RefSeq, a predicted model, not a curated record
GUGGUUGGACAUUUGGGAAGGAACUCGAGGCGCAGGAGACAAAGCGAUUACACACGAUUCGGUUUACCUGGGCUAUGAGUAAAGUCUGUGCUGGGCCGCCCGUGCAAGCUACAAUCCGCCAAAAUGAAGCAGGAGCUGCCAGAUCGACAGGCGAUUCAGUGGCGGGUCUGUCAGUCACGGCCCCCGCACGGUGCACUUGUUCAGCGAACUGAGCCUUUCCUAAUUGGCCACCACCGGCCCCGUUAAGUCAAUACUUCACCUCGCCUUUGGCCAGUGCUGGAUUCUAUCGUCGCCCUCGACUUACCUGGGGAGCGAUUCGCCUCAGUACCACGUUUUGUCCAUCAGUUCUGACCUCAACUCUGCUGCCUUGCUACUCUCGUGCUACAUUAGCGAUACCCUCUUGCAAACCUGCCGGAAUCCAACAACGACCCUCACGCUUUUGUGCUUCAACAAACACUAUGUCGACCGCAGCCCGCCGCCGCCUGAUGCGAGACUUCAAGCGCAUGCAGACAGACCCGCCUGCUGGUGUUUCCGCAUCUCCUGUCCCCGAUAAUGUUAUGACCUGGAACGCCGUCAUUAUCGGCCCUGCGGAUACACCCUUCGAAGACGGAACCUUCAGGCUUGUAAUGCACUUCGAGGAGCAGUACCCCAACAAACCGCCAUCGGUCAAGUUUAUCAGCCAAAUGUUCCACCCGAACGUCUACGCCACAGGCGAGCUAUGUCUCGACAUUCUCCAGAAUCGCUGGAGUCCGACUUACGACGUUGCAGCCGUGCUUACCAGUAUCCAGAGUUUGCUCAAUGACCCGAAUACCGGAUCCCCCGCGAACGUCGAAGCGUCCAACCUGUACAAAGACAACCGCAAGGAAUAUACGAAACGGGUCAGGGAGACCGUGGAGAAGAGCUGGGAUGACUGAAAGUGCCGUGGCACAUCUCGAAGCGUCCUGAAUGGGCGUGGCUUAAUAUCUGGGAACGGCGGCCGCAACAUCUACUUGGGGAGCACGAUCACACCCGGAGCGUGUAGCAUGGGCUGUUAACGGCCGACCCACUCUUUUCGUUUCGGAGUUCUGGCGUUUUGGCCGGUGUCUGUUAGCAUUUGGAAGGCAUGUCAUUACAUUAGUGUCGGGCGUUGUUAACACAACAGCACUCUUCCUGGUUGGGCGCCUCUCGGGUCAGUUGGGAUUUCGAAGCGAAGUAGGGAGGGGAAGGCGGGGCGCGUGGUUGGAGUUUUGGCCCACAUCGCCACAGGAGAGAAACUCUGGGUACUUAGUUAAUGCAUUUAAUGGUCUUUUUAUACUG